Messenger RNA from Mus pahari (shrew mouse), 2833 nucleotides. It is a transcript of the gene Tab1, whose product is annotated as TGF-beta activated kinase 1 (MAP3K7) binding protein 1. Gene Ontology annotation, cellular component: cytosol. Bases 24 to 1535 code for a protein of 503 amino acids. The record is from RefSeq and is a predicted model, not a curated record. Gene Ontology annotation, molecular function: protein serine/threonine phosphatase activity. NCBI's taxonomy places the organism in Eukaryota, Metazoa, Chordata, Mammalia, Rodentia, Muridae. Gene Ontology annotation, biological process: protein dephosphorylation. The transcript has 11 exons.
GGCGCGCCGCGGGGUCCUCCAAGAUGGCGGCGCAGAGGAGGAGCCUGCUCCAGAGUGAACAGCAGCCAAGCUGGACAGAUGACCUGCCACUCUGUCACCUCUCUGGAGUUGGUUCAGCGUCCAACCGCAGCUACUCUGCUGAUGGCAAGGGCACCGAGAGCCACCCUCCGGAGGACAACUGGCUUAAGUUCAGAAGUGAAAACAACUGCUUCCUGUACGGGGUCUUCAAUGGCUACGAUGGCAACCGAGUGACCAGCUUUGUGGCGCAGAGGCUCUCUGCAGAGCUCCUGCUGGGCCAACUCAACACUGAGCACACUGAGGCUGAGGUGCGGCGGGUCCUGCUGCAGGCCUUCGAUGUGGUGGAGAGGAGCUUCCUGGAGUCUAUCGAUGAUGCCUUAGCUGAGAAAGCAAACCUCCAGUCCCAGCUGCCAGAGGGUGUGCCCCAGCACCAGCUGCCACCUCAGUACCAGAAGAUCCUUGAGAGACUCAAGGCCCUGGAGAGGGAGAUUUCAGGAGGGGCCAUGGCCGUCGUGGCAGUCCUUCUGAACAACAAGCUCUACGUUGCCAAUGUCGGUACGAACAGGGCUCUUCUGUGCAAAUCUACAGUGGAUGGGUUACAGGUUACACAGCUAAACAUGGACCACACCACCGAGAACGAGGAUGAGCUCUUUCGGCUUUCGCAACUGGGUUUAGACACAGGAAAGAUCAAGCAGGUGGGCGUCAUCUGUGGACAGGAGAGCACCAGGCGGAUUGGGGAUUACAAGGUCAAAUAUGGCUACACUGACAUUGACCUGCUCAGUGCUGCCAAGUCCAAACCCAUCAUCGCAGAGCCGGAAAUCCAUGGCGCACAGCCUCUGGAUGGCGUGACGGGCUUCCUGGUGCUGAUGUCAGAGGGGCUGUACAAGGCCCUGGAGGCAGCCCAUGGGCCUGGGCAGGCCAACCAGGAGAUUGCCGCGAUGAUUGACACCGAGUUUGCCAAGCAGACCUCCCUGGAUGCGGUUGCCCAGGCUGUGGUAGACCGCGUAAAGCGAAUCCACAGUGACACCUUUGCCAGUGGUGGGGAGCGUGCCAAGUUCUGCCCACGGCAUGAAGACAUGACCCUGCUGGUGAGGAACUUCGGCUAUCCAUUGGGUGAAAUGAGCCAGCCUACACCGACCCCUGCCCCAGGGGGCCGUGUGUACCCUGUUUCUGUGCCCUACUCAAGUGCCCAGAGCACCAGCAAGACCAGUGUGACUCUGUCCCUCGUCAUGCCUUCUCAGGGUCAGAUGGUCAACGGCUCUCACAGUGCCUCCACUCUGGACGAAGCCACUCCCACCCUCACUAACCAGAGCCCCACUCUGACCCUGCAGUCCACCAACACGCACACCCAGAGCAGCAGCUCCAGCUCCGACGGGGGCCUCUUCCGCUCCAGACCGGCUCACUCACUUCCACCUGGAGAGGAUGGCCGUGUGGAGCCCUAUGUGGACUUUGCUGAGUUCUACCGACUCUGGAGCGUGGACCACGGCGAGCAGAGCGUGAUGACGACGGCACCUUAGUCUAGCCUCAGAGUGCAGCCUUGGCACAACUUUGUGUAGACGCAGAGGGCCGGUGCCAAAGCAAGACAAGGGAACCCGAGGGCAGUGAGUCACGGAUUUGCUGCAGGUUCGGCUACAGCUCUUGGCUGUAGCCUGAGUACAGACUGCAUUGCUGCUGGUCCACACAGGAAGCUGGAAUCCAGACCACAGGCAUCCUUAGACAGAGCCAAAUGGGAAAGCUGCAGGUGGCUUACAAACCAUCAAGAAUGCCUCCUGACAUGUUCAAAGAAUAGCAAGAAGUUGUCCUGUGGACCCCAGCUACCAAAGGCCAGCCAGACACUGCUCCCUCGAGACUGCUCUACCUGCCUCAGCUUCCCCUGGAAUAGCUGUGGCCUCUGCUAGUGCCCGUUACUUCUGGGUGGUUAUCCUCUUCCCACCUUUCAGCCCAAACUCAGGGGAGCAGGACAAGGAAGGACCAGAGAGAGCUGGCCAAGGAAUGCUAGUCUCAGGCUGCAGGUCAGCCAGCUGGCAGCUGAGCUAACUCGGAGAGCUGGCUUCCCAAUGGGGUGCAGAUAGCAGGCCAGGCCCACCAGGCAGCCGCACUUCUGCUUCUGCUAGAUCCUGCCCUGGGGCAGGGCAGGCCGAGUCAGAAGGCAGAGCCUUCCUCCCAGCGGGUCCUGGGAAGCGGUGAUGGGGGUGCUGAGGCAACAGCCCUCACGCUGAUGAGGAGGCUUGGCUCCGGGCUCUGCCAAAAGAGGAGUGGGAGACACGGCUGUAAGAGGGACAAGGUUGAGUCUUGCUCAUCCAGAAGACCAAGGACAUCAGGUGCGAUGGAUGCAGAUGUGCAGGGGAAAGACUGCUGGUCAGAUCCUGACUGGGACCUGUUCACACAGGUUCUCUACCUUCAGACAGGAGGGUUACCACAGCUGCCUGCAGUGCGGCCCCCCUGAGCUCAGAGGAGAACGCAGGCCGGGUGCUCCCCUCACCUGAGCCCAUCAGGACUGAGUCCAAGCUCAAAUCUGCAGCCCUUUCCCCACUGUGUGCAGCUGCUGGGCAGGGUGCCCAGUGUGGCCGUUGGCAAAGGCCGGUUCAGAGCACUUCUCAGACUCCAUUUCCCUAAAACGAGGCUGCUUGCUGUGCUGAGGAGAAGCCCUGGGUGGCGGGAAGCAGCAGCCUUUCUUCUCUCCACUAGGGAGGUCACCUCUGCCCUGCAGGAGUACAGCUCUCAGCUGGUGCACAGGGACUUGGGACGAAGGAGGUCCUCUCCAAGGAAUGUGGUGCUGUUUGGUCUCUAGAAAUAGAACCAUGUUCUAAAUGCA